This is a messenger RNA of Rasamsonia emersonii CBS 393.64, 687 nucleotides long. Its product is annotated as NADH:ubiquinone reductase (H(+)-translocating). Lineage: Eukaryota; Fungi; Ascomycota; Eurotiomycetes; Eurotiales; Trichocomaceae. The coding region runs from base 1 to 687 and encodes 228 amino acids. The record is from RefSeq and is a predicted model, not a curated record. Gene Ontology annotation, molecular function: NADH dehydrogenase (ubiquinone) activity; 4 iron, 4 sulfur cluster binding; quinone binding. Gene Ontology annotation, biological process: mitochondrial respiratory chain complex I assembly; electron transport coupled proton transport; aerobic respiration. The transcript is spliced from 4 exons.
AUGAUUUCGUUGACCCGGACAGCCGGCGCUGGGCCGUUACGCCCGUGCCUGCGUUUGAUUUCACCCGUGAGUCGCGUACAACCGGCAGCAUGGAUUUCGAAUUCAUUGUCAAAGUCUGCGACCGCUCUUGAACGACAAGGAGAAACUGGUUCACCCCUCACUGCUUCUGGGAAGGUACGCCGUGAGGUGCCUCUUCCCAGUCAGGAGAAGAAAGAGGGUGCGAUGCAAUAUGCCCUAACUACACUUGAUCAGAUUGCGAACUGGGCUCGUCAAAGUUCGCUGUGGCCAAUGACUUUCGGUCUAGCCUGUUGCGCUGUGGAAAUGAUGCAUUUAUCAACACCACGCUAUGAUCAAGACAGACUUGGAGUCAUCUUCCGAGCUUCUCCUCGCCAAUCGGAUGUCAUGAUUGUAGCAGGAACUUUGACUAACAAGAUGGCUCCUGCACUGCGGCAAGUCUAUGACCAAAUGCCUGAUCCUCGUUGGGUUAUCAGUAUGGGUAGUUGCGCGAAUGGUGGUGGCUAUUACCACUACAGCUACUCGGUUACCCGUGGCUGCGAUAGGAUAGUCCCAGUUGAUAUCUACGUGCCUGGAUGUCCUCCGACCUCGGAAGCUCUCAUGUACGGGAUUUUCCAGCUUCAGAAGAAGAUGAGACACACGAAGAUCACACGUAUGUGGUAUCGGCGGUAA